This is a messenger RNA of Corticium candelabrum, 2497 nucleotides long. Its product is annotated as probable ATP-dependent RNA helicase DDX27. NCBI's taxonomy places the organism in Eukaryota, Metazoa, Porifera, Homoscleromorpha, Homosclerophorida, Plakinidae. The transcript is spliced from 21 exons. The record is from RefSeq and is a predicted model, not a curated record. Bases 24 to 2222 code for a protein of 732 amino acids. Gene Ontology annotation, molecular function: nucleic acid binding; RNA helicase activity; ATP binding.
GUAUACGGGACCUCCUGUGCACAAUGACUGACUUUGUUCCUACACUCGAUGACGACUCGGAACUGUUGAACGGGAAGGAAGAGAGCGAAAGCGAAGACGAGUUUGCUGAUGUGGGAGACAAACGUCGCGCACGUGUGUCGAGCAGAGCUGACAAAACGGCACACUUCAAUUCGCAGUUCGAGUUUUCUGUGGGAGAGGGUGAGUUUUCGAAUCGUACGUGGACUCUUGGCACGGAAAUCCGCAGAGCAGCGAAAGGACAGUUAUCUGUAGGGAUUCUGGACGCAAAGAUUGCAAACGCUUUGUCAAAGAGAGGACGGAAAUUGCAACUUGAUAAUGAAAUUGUGUGUGAGGAUACGGCCAGUUUGGAUGUAAACACGAAUACAGGCAAUGAGCAGUCUGAAGUACCAGCUAGAGAUGACAGCACAGAUACUACAGACAGUGAUCAAGAGCAAGAUUCUGAAGCAGAGGCAGAAAAAGCUGUCUUCUUUGAGGCACCUCCUCCUCAGGUUGAGAUUGGUUUCACUGACAUGAAUCUCUCUAGGCCAGUGCUCAAGGCAAUAACAUCUUUGGGCUUCAUUCAACCAACUCCGAUACAAGCCGCUGGCAUUCCUGUUAUACUAGCAGGCAAAGAUAUAUGUGCUUGUGCAGCCACGGGAACGGGAAAGACGGCCGCUUUUGUUGUUCCUAUACUAGAAAGGCUGUUGUAUCGUCCACCGCAAGUGUCUACCACCCGCGUUCUCAUACUCGUACCAACUCGUGAGCUAGCGAUUCAGGUUCACUCAGUUGCACUAGCAUUAGCAAAGAAUGUGAAGGUUGAUAUUUGUUUGGCAACAGGUGGAAUGGAAAUAAAAGCUCAAGAGGCUGCACUACGAAAAGGUCCCGACAUCGUUGUCGCAACUCCAGGCAGGCUCAUCGACCAUUUGCACAAUGCUCCAUCGUUUGACCUUCAGUCGAUAGAGAUAUUAGUGUUGGAUGAGGCAGACAGAAUGUUGGAAGAGAACUUUGAAGAUCAACUAAAUGAGAUUAUCAAAUUGUCAUCAAGAGGAAGGCAAACGAUGCUUUUCUCAGCAACUAUGACUGAUGAGGUUAAAGAGCUGGUUCGUCUUUCUCUGAAUCAGCCUGUUCGACUGUUCGUAGACAGCAAUAUGGAUGUGGCAGCCAACUUGCAGCAGGAGUUUGUCCGGAUAAGACCCAACCGAGAACAGGACAGGGAAGCGAUCAUAAUAGCUUUAUGCUCUCGCUCUUUUCAAGACCACUGCCUUCUGUUUUUACCAACGAAACGUCAAGCACAUCGUGUCAGAAUUAUAUUAGGUCUGGUUGGAAUAAAGGCAAGUGAACUACAUGGAAGCCUUACUCAACUACAGAGGUUGGAAGCUCUAGAGAAGUUCAAAGAAAAGAGCGUUGACGUUCUGGUAGCAACCGACUUGGCAGCCAGAGGUCUAGAUAUCGUUGAUGUCAAAACGGUUAUCAACUUUAGCAUGCCAUGGUCUUUCAAGCAGUACAUUCAUCGUGUUGGGAGAACCGCUAGAGCUGGAAGGAAGGGACGGUCUAUUACUCUAGUUGGAGAACAGGAUAGACAAAUGUUGAAGGAAGUAGUGAAGCAUGCCAGGACGCCAGUAAAGAGUAGAGUCAUACCACCAGAUGUUAUUGCUAAAAUCAAAGACAAGCUGAGCAGACUUGAAAAGGACAUUAAGGAUAUCUUGAAACAAGAGGAUGAAGAGAAACAGAUGCGGAGAGCUGAAAUGGAGAUGAACAAGGCAAGGAAUAUGAUAGAACAUCAGCGUGAAAUAUUUAGCCGACCUGCUAGGACAUGGUUCGAAACAAAGAAAGGACGAGGUACCAAGAGGCCGUUGCCUACAGAUACCAAUGUCCCCACAUCAGAAGCAAAGAAAGGAAAGUCGGGAAAGCGUAAAAGCAAGAAAGAGAGACUGGCAGAAGAGGAUAGUAAGACAAGACGCACAUUGAAUAAGACGCUGAAGUUUGACGCCAGAAGUGCCAAACGGUCCCAGAAGAAGAAGAAGCUCGUCGUAAUACCUGAAAAUAAGAAUCACCACGGUAAAGGCCAACCCAACAAGAAAACACGUCCGGUAAGAACAUUUGAUAGAGAACUAACAGACACAAGCAAGAAAGCACUCAAGUCGUUCAGAGAGGAACCGUCAGCUUUCACAGGAAAGGGCGGAACCAGUGGUUUCAAAUCUAGAAUGAGGUACAAAAGGAAAUAGAGAGAGGAAAGACAUUUUGUACGUUUGUGGCCAGUGGACGUUACCCUAGAUGGAGGUACAGUACAGUACAGUACAGUAACAGUCUUUACGUACUAUUUAUUGCUUAGUUAAUGGGCGGUGGUGCUCCAGUCAGUCCAUGCUGGCUACUGAUUUUGAAAUUUCUAACUACAAUUUGCACAAAUUUCCUGUCUAUGGAUUUCCAAUGUAGUAGUUAUUCUAAAAGAGCACGGUAUCUCAAACAAAUGUGCACGCUGUUGGACUCUUAUGUUCAGGUG